ACUGGCGGCUGUCGGAGGGCUCUUUUGAAACGAAAGCUGUGCGCUCACGUGGCUGAGGGCGCGCGGAGUUGCACAAGACGCCCUUGUGGGAAGCUGACUCCGCCCUCCUCCCACGCCCCGCCGCCGGAGCCCCGCUCGCGAGCCUGGGGCCUUUCUUCCUCCUCCGCGGCGGCGCGUGUGCUGUGCGUCGUCUCCUGUUCUAGAGGCACGCGUUUCCCAUUGGUGACAUCUUGGCGGGCCCGGCGGGGCACUUCCUCCUCUGCACCCCGUGACCCACGUCCGCCUCUCGGCCUCCGAUCACGCGGCCUCCGCUUCCCGGACUCCGGACCCCACGCUUCCUAGGUCCCGACUGCCCAUCCCCAGCGUGGUUAAGAACAAACAGAAGAUGCACCUGGAUUUUCCUCGGAGCCCUCUGCAUUGUUAAGCUUCGGGUGGAAUUUGGGGGCCUUGGGCUGUAAGCCUUUCUUGCUUCAUAGAAAUCAGUCCUGCUGCUUCCGUGGACAGUUUGUUACCUACCAGAAGUGUCAACCACUGAAGUCUUCAAGGUUGUUCUUUAAGCCUCAAAAAAAGCUGUGCCCAAGCUUGUCUGACAUCUGCCCUGCCAAGUGUCCAUGAUGCUAGGCCCCGAGGGAGGUGAAGGUUUUGUGGUCAAGCUCCGUGGCCUGCCCUGGUCCUGCUCCAUUGAGGACGUGCAGAACUUCCUCUCCGACUGCACGAUUCGCGAUGGGACCGCAGGCGUUCAUUUCAUCUACACUAGAGAGGGCAGGCAGAGUGGUGAGGCUUUUGUUGAACUUGAAUCAGAAGAUGAUGUAAAAAUGGCCCUGAAAAAAGACAGGGAAAGCAUGGGACACCGGUACAUCGAGGUGUUCAAGUCCCACAGAACCGAGAUGGAUUGGGUGUUGAAGCACAGCGGUCCCAACAGUGCCGACAGCGCCAACGAUGGCUUCGUCCGUCUUCGAGGACUCCCAUUUGGAUGCACAAAGGAAGAAAUUGUCCAGUUCUUCUCAGGGUUGGAAAUCGUGCCAAAUGGGAUCACAUUGCCUGUGGACCCCGAGGGCAAGAUUACAGGGGAAGCUUUUGUGCAGUUUGCCUCACAGGAGUUAGCUGAGAAGGCCCUGGGGAAGCACAAGGAGAGGAUAGGGCACAGGUAUAUCGAAGUGUUCAAGAGCAGUCAGGAGGAAGUCAGGUCUUACUCAGAUCCCCCUCUGAAGUUCAUGUCUGUGCAGAGGCCGGGGCCCUAUGACCGCCCUGGCACAGCUAGGAGAUACAUUGGCAUCGUGAAGCAGGCGGGCCUGGAGCGGAUGCGGCCCGGCGCCUACAGUGCAGGCUAUGGCGGCUACGAAGAGUACAGCGGCCUCAGCGAUGGCUACGGCUUCACCACCGACCUGUUCGGGAGAGACCUCAGCUACUGUCUCUCAGGCAUGUACGACCACAGAUACGGAGACAGCGAGUACACAGUGCAGAGCACCACCGGGCACUGCGUCCACAUGAGAGGGCUUCCUUACAAAGCAACCGAGAAUGACAUUUACAACUUCUUCUCUCCGCUCAACCCCGUGAGAGUGCAUAUUGAGAUCGGCCCGGAUGGAAGAGUGACCGGCGAAGCAGACGUGGAGUUCGCCACUCACGAAGAGGCUGUGGCGUCUAUGUCGAAAGACAGGGCCAACAUGCAGCACAGGUACAUAGAACUCUUCUUGAAUUCGACGGCGGGGGCCAGCAGUGGGGUGUAUAGCAGCCAGGUGAUGCAAGGCAUGGGCGUAUCAGCAGCCCAGGCCACCUACAGCGGUCUGGAGAGUCAGUCAGUGAGCGGCUGCUACGGGGCUGGCUACAGCGGUCAGAACAGCAUGGGUGGGUACGAUUAGCUUCAUAGGGAUGCUGAAGUUUCUUCAAUCAAAUUUUCGCAGGCAGCCAACAAGCAAUGAAUGAAGAGUAGUUGUAACUCUAGAGGAAGUUGUGGGACCCAUUUUGCACCAUGAGUUUGUGAAAUCUGGAUAAAAAAAUUACCUCUUCAGUGUUUUCUCAUGCAAACUUUUCUUCUAGCAUGUGAUAUUGAGUAAACUAAAACUAUUUUCAGCUUUUCUCGAUUAACAUUUUGGUAGUAUACUUCAGAGUGGUGUUACCCGAGUUUAAGUAGUUUCAGUAUGUUAAAUAUGGACCUUCGCCGCCACAUCGCAGUGAACACACUGGGGAGACGUGCUUUUUUGGAAAACUCAAAGGUGCUAGCUCCCUGAUUCAAAAAGAAAUAUUUCUCAUGUUCAUUCUAGUUUAUGUUUUCAUUUAAGAUCUUUUAGGUUAAGUUUAAGCUUUUUAAGAGUUAGUUUUGAGAAUUGAGACACAAUACUAAUACUGUAGGAAUUGGUGAGGCCUUGACUUAAAACUUUCUUUGUACUGUGAUUUCCUUUCGGGUGUAUUUUGCUAAGUGAAACUUGUUAAAUUUUUUGUUAACUAAAUUUUUUUCUUAAAAUAAAGAUUUUUUCACAAUGACUGGCACAAGAUUAUCUACUCAGCAAAAGGUAGCAAAAUGGGUUGUUGAAUUCAUUUUAUUCCUAAUGUAUUUUAGUGUGAAUUUUAAAAUUUCGUACAUCAAAUCUAUGCUCUCCCUUAUAUUCUUACAAUGAGGCUAAAUAAAGGUUUAAUAAAAAUGUUAA
This is a messenger RNA of Propithecus coquereli (Coquerel's sifaka), 2645 nucleotides long. RefSeq names its product heterogeneous nuclear ribonucleoprotein F (gene HNRNPF). Gene Ontology annotation, molecular function: RNA binding. Gene Ontology annotation, cellular component: ribonucleoprotein complex; nucleoplasm. Gene Ontology annotation, biological process: regulation of RNA splicing. NCBI's taxonomy places the organism in Eukaryota, Metazoa, Chordata, Mammalia, Primates, Indriidae. Bases 612 to 1859 code for a protein of 415 amino acids. The record is from RefSeq and is a predicted model, not a curated record. The transcript is spliced from 5 exons.